Messenger RNA from Symbiodinium natans, 788 nucleotides. The record is from the annotation of a GenBank genome assembly. NCBI's taxonomy places the organism in Eukaryota, Dinophyceae, Suessiales, Symbiodiniaceae.
AUGGCGGCCCGUUCCCAUUGCCCCACGCGGCCAAGCCGAUCAGGCGUUGCGGCUUGCGCCAUGGCCUGCGGUGCAGCAGGACUCACUUUCACACUGGCCUCGCGGCCUGCGACGCAGGCUACGGAGGCGCCCCCUCGGACGGUCCAAGGCGUGACCACCACGCCGGAGGGCCUUGCGGCUUCUGCCGCUCCACUGGCCGUGGGCCUCAUGGGCGGGCUCUCGCUCGCCUCCUCACGCUCUGCGCGCAGACUGGCGGCCCGGAGGGCGACGAACCCGGAGCUCACGGAAGACUUCGACGAUGAGCCACCCUUCGAGAUCCGCGGCUUCUCCCUCGCGCAGUUCAUCUUGGUCCUAGGAUUUGUUCUCGUUGUCGUGUCCUUUGCUGACUACUUUAUCUUCGGGACCAGGGGCGGAGGUGGAGGCAUAGGCGGCCUCACCUUCAUCUAUGCCGUGCCGGUUCUCUUGCUUGGUGCAGCUCUGCAAUAUGCAGAGCUGCAGCCCGUGGAGGUAGAGACCGACAACGACGCCGUCGGACUCUUCGAGUCGAAAGCCACGACGACCAUUCGGAAGGUCAAGUCGGACGUGACCCGGCACCGCUACGGGGACGACGCGCACUUAGACUCUUCGCUGAAGGCGCUGGGCCUCGUCGGGGCUGGUGGCAGGUAUCCCAAGAUGGUCAAGAUCAUUGAGUCGAAGGCCCCCAAUGGGGAGCUGGCAUUCCGGAUGCUCUUCGAGUCCAAGGAUUUGCCGUUCACCACCUGGAGUGACCCGAUGACGCCUGGCAGACA